Molecule: messenger RNA, 2844 nt
Organism: Camellia sinensis
Lineage: Eukaryota; Viridiplantae; Streptophyta; Magnoliopsida; Ericales; Theaceae
Source: RefSeq, a predicted model, not a curated record
AUGACAAGGGAAAUGACUGAGGAGAUGGUAUUUGAUUCAAGUGUAAUGAGUUCAAAGGUGUAUGAGGGAACUGAAAAGUUGAAGGGUAAAGAAUCCUCCGAGAAGGAACAGGUUGGGGAUGCUAAGGAUGUAGAUUAUGAGAAGAAAGAAGAAUCCUCUGUUUCAAAUGUUGAAGAAUCUGCCAAGAAGGAAGAACCUGCUGUUGAAAAUGUUGAAGAAACCAAAAUGGAGGAGGAUCAGAGUGUUGUAAAUGUUGAAGAACCCACAAAGGAGGAAGAAAAGGCUGUUGAUGUGGAACAACCUCUGGUUCCAAAUGUUGGAAAAUCUACAACGCAGGAAGAUCCUGUUGCUGUCGAUGUUGCAGAGUCUUUAGAGAGUCGAGAACCUGUUAUGGCAAGGGAGGAAGCCGAGGUGAAGGAAAAAAAGGAGGAAAUGAGAAUUGUUGAGGAUAAAAUGGGACCCAAUAAUGAGCUUGUCAGCAUGGAGGAAGAUACCAACAAGGAAUUGAAAGGACAAGAUGCUGAACCUGGGGAUGCGCACCAGGGUGAGGAGAGGAUGGAGGAGUGCAGGGACCAAGAAGUUCUUGAAGAAUUUGGUGAGGAAGAGCUUGCAGAGGAAAAUAUUGAGGAGCAUGGCGAAGAAGAAGAGGCAUUGGAAGAGGAAUGCUUGGAAUUUACUGCUGUGGCAAAAGAGCGCAAGAUUAGGAAGGAGGUGGAGAUAUUUGUUGGUGGGUUGGAUCGUGAUGCAGUGGAAGAGGAUGUGAAAAAGGCUUUUGAGAACAUUGGUGAGGUAGUUGGAGUUAGGUUGAAUAAGGAUCCUUCAACUAACAAAAAUAAGGGUUAUGCAUUUGUGAAGUUUGCAACUAAGGAGCAAGCAAGUCGAGCUUUAUCAGAAAUGAAAAACCCUCUUAUACGUGGGAAGCGAUGUGGGACUGCACCAAAUGAGGACAAUGACACAUUGUUCUUGGGCAAUAUUUGCAAUACGUGGACAAAGGAAGCUAUCAAACAAAAACUGAAAGACUAUGGAAUUGAAGGUGUUGAGAACAUUACUCUUGUCUCAGAUGUCAGGCAUGAAGGGUUGAGUCGUGGCUUUGCAUUUAUUGAGUUCUCUUGUCAUGCUGAUGCCAUGCUUGCAUAUAAGAGGCUUCAAAAGCCGGAUGCUGUUUUUGGCCAUUCUGAGAGGACUGCCAAAGUAGCUUUUGCUGAACCUUUACGUGAACCAGAUCCAGAGGUAACGGCCCAGGUUAAGUCAGUAUUUGUUGAUGGGCUUCCUCCCCAGUGGGAUGAGGACCGAGUUAGGGAGCAAUUUAAAGGCUAUGGAGAGAUUGUACGUAUUAUGCUGGCCCGUAACUUGCCAACUGCCAAGAGGAAGGAUUAUGGAUUUGUUGAUUUUACUACACAUGAGGCUGCCGUUGCUUGUGUUGAGGGCAUAAAUAACAGAGACUUUGGUGAUGGGAACUUGAAGACUAAAGUGAAAGCAAGACUUUCGAAUCCUUUGCCAAAAAGUCAGGCUAUCAAGGGUGGAAUGUGUGGAGGGUUUAGAAUUGGCCAUGGUGGUGCUGGAAGCUUUUCAAGAUUUGGAAGGGGCUUUGGGCGGGGUGGUCAUGCAUUCAACCGGCCAAACUUUCAACACGGCAGGGGUUUCUAUCAACGUGGACGUGGUCAUACUUGGAGAAUGGGUUUUAACCGUGAACAUGAUCUUGAUAUCCAGUAUCCUCCUUUCCAGCGAAGAGAAAUGUUCGGGCGAGGUGGAUGGAGAGAUUCAUUUGGGGGUGCUCAUGAAGCAUCUAGUGGAGGCUCUGUUUCAGCAAGACCUAACCUUGAUAGGGUCAGGCAUGAUGCACCUGAUAGAGGCCGUGGGAGGCAUAUUCCACCAAGGAGGCAACCAUUUCCCCCUGAAGAAGGAUUUAACAGACCCUUCAUUGGAAGGCAUUUUGAUGACCCUUACUUUUAUGAUGACAGUGCACAUGGGAUGAAGCGACCAUUCUUUAUGACAGACCAGGAUCGUGAUUACAUGGAGCCUAGCAGACUCCGUCCUAGAUUGGAUUACUCUGAUCCUGCUGUUCCAUUUCGUACGCCUCGCUAUCAAGAUUCGUAUGGUGCUGGAAGCAGUCUCUACUCGCAUGAUUAUUAUGGCUCUGAUUAUGGCGAAGGCCCGUAUUCAUCUUUUUAUGGGAGUGGUCGCCCAUAUGGAGGUACCUGAGAAGGUGGGAUGGACGUGGCUUGGUGGAGGAUUGUGGACUUUUGCUUGAAAGGAAAGCUGAAAUUAGUCUCUAUCUUCCUUUCCUUAUCUCUUUCUAUUUUUCAGUUUUUCUUGUUAAGUCUUCCCACUUCUGUCUUCCUCUCCACCUCUCUUUUCGUAGUCUGUUCUCUUUGUCAAAUUUUCAAACAUAAUGAGUUUCCAAAGUGUCUUGUUUAGGUGAUACCUACAGGAAGGAUCUUUUAUAUCGAUAUCAAUUUCAUUUUGUACAAUGGGGUAUUACAAAGGCAUCAGCUCUUUUUCCCUAGAUAGGAUCAUCUUGAGGACAGUAGAUAUGAGCUGUUGAGAUGAGCUGCAGAGAUUGCAUUAUGUGUUCACGAUCUGUGUGGUGUUUAGUACACAUGUUCAUCCUUUUAUCUUGAAGCUUAAAGGAAACAAAUUGGGUGACUAUUUGUUUUCUGGCAGGCAGAAUUUCAGGUCUAGGUUUUUCCUUUCAUUGAUGUGGAUUCAGAAGUAAUGACUUUCAGUAUGCAAAUGGUGGCUUUUUGGAGAUUACAGUUAUUGUUUUAUGUGGAGAGGAAUAUAAGAUUUCAACUUGCAUUUCUGCCACUUAGGAGUGAGAAAUUCCCAACUUGAACAUAUAAU